Messenger RNA from Dunckerocampus dactyliophorus (ringed pipefish), 3102 nucleotides. Its product is annotated as frizzled-3-like. The transcript has 10 exons. Gene Ontology annotation, biological process: canonical Wnt signaling pathway; non-canonical Wnt signaling pathway. Gene Ontology annotation, molecular function: Wnt-protein binding; Wnt receptor activity. Bases 1 to 2118 code for a protein of 705 amino acids. The record is from RefSeq and is a predicted model, not a curated record. Gene Ontology annotation, cellular component: plasma membrane. NCBI's taxonomy places the organism in Eukaryota, Metazoa, Chordata, Actinopteri, Syngnathiformes, Syngnathidae.
AUGCAAGGAUCAUAUGGAAGAGAAUGUAUGAUCGACUACAAGACUACCCCAAUCUCUUGCAGACGGACUGCCCGUUUUCCCCGUUUCCCCAUUCCGCUCUUCCUGCUCCUCUUAUUCAUGGCUCCUCCGGCUGGGUCCAUUCACAUGGAGGCCAUCGAGAGCCACAGCGAGUUCAGCUGUGAGCCCAUCCGACUGAGAAUGUGCCAGGAUCUGCCUUACAACACCACCUUCAUGCCCAACUUACUGAACCACUACGACCAGCAGACAGCCGCACUUGCCAUGGAGCCGUUCCAUCCCAUAGUAAACCUGGUGUGCAGCCCAGACUUGAGGAUGUUCCUGUGCGCGCUCUAUGCACCAGUGUGUGUUGUGUACGGCCAGGUAUCCAUGCCGUGCCGUGCUCUCUGCCAGCGGGCCAAGGACGAUUGUCAAAAACUGAUGGAAAUAUUUGGACUCACCUGGCCAGACGACAUGGAGUGCAGCAGGUUUCCAGACUGCGACAAGCCGUAUCCCCGUCGAGAGGACCUGGAGAAAGACUCUGAGCCCACCAAUGAGUCGUCCAUGACUGUCCAGAGAGACUACGGCUUCUGGUGCCCCAGAGAGCUGAAGAUGGAUCCAGACUUGGGCUACUCAUUCAUAGGCAGGAGAGGCUGCUCUGCUCCCUGUCCUUCCAUGUACUUUACCCAACAGGAAGUCACCUUCAUUCGUUACGUCAUCGGAGUCAUCUCUGUCAUCUGUCUUUCCGCAACCUUGUUCACCUUCCUUACCUUUCUCAUUGAUGUCACCAGGUUCAGAUACCCUGAGCGUCCCAUCAUCUUUUAUGCUGUGUGUUACGUCAUGGUGUCCCUGGCAUUCUUUCUGGGUUUCCUGCUGGAGGACAGUGUGGCAUGUAACGCAGUCAACCACGCACAGUUCAAAGCGUCAACGAUAACGCAGGGCUCACACAAUAAGGCAUGCACCCUGUUCUUCAUGGUCCUCUAUUUCUUCACCAUGGCCGGCAGCAUGUGGUGGGUCAUCCUAACAAUUACUUGGUUCCUGGCAGCUGUGCCUAAAUGGGGCAGUGAGGCCAUCGAGAAGAAAGCCCUCCUCUUUCACGCUGUGGCCUGGGGGCUUCCAGGGGCCCUGACCAUCACCCUUUUGGCCCUCAACAAAAUAGAAGGCGAUGGGAUCAGUGGAGUGUGUUUCAUCGGGCUGUACGACAUAGACGCUCUGCGGUGGUUUGUUCUGGCACCGCUUUGCCUCAACGUGGCGGUGGGUGUCUCUCUUCUUUUGGUGGGCAUUGUGGCUCUGAACCGUGUACGUAUGGAGAUUCCGUUGGAGAAAGAGAACCAGACCAAACUAGUCAAGUUCAUGAUCAGAAUGGGGGUUUUCUCCGUGCUCUACCUCGUCCCCUUGCUGACAGUGAUUGGCUGCUACGUGUACGAGCACACCUACCGCAGCGUGUGGGAGACCACCUGGAUGGAGGAGAACUGCCGCCACUACCACAUCCCCUGUCCUUACAAGGUGGAGCAGAGCAGCCGACCAGCCGUGGCCUUAUUCCUGAUGAAAUACCUGAUGAUGCUGGUGGUGGGGAUCCCAUCUGCUUUCUGGGUGGCCAGCAAGAAGACCUGCUUUGAGUGGUCCAGCUUCCUGCAUGGACGCAGGCGCAAAGAUGGAGUCAAUGAAUCUCGCCAGGUGCUACAGGAGCAGCCAGACUUGGCUCAGUCUCUGCUGCGUGAACCCAACACUCCCAUCAUCAGGAAGUCCAGAGGAACUUCCACUCAGGGCACCUCCACUCACGCCUCCUCCACUCACCUUGCUGUCCUUGAUGACCUGGACGAGCCCCUCAGAGGUCUCCAUCUCCAGCCCACCUCCACCAGGAGCAAAGCAAGCAGCGUGCACAGCAAAGCCAGCUACCAUGGCAGCCUGCGCCGCUCUCGCGAUGACAGUCUCAGGAGCAACCCUGUGGUCUACAGGGGUGCAGAGGAGCACAGUUUCCAUGGCAGCAUGCCACGUCUCAACCACCAGCCCUCCAUUCACGGCAGCCAGAGGGACGUGAGUGAGGCCCCGCCUACGCUCAUCACGCAUGGAUCCACGGCAAGUGACGGCCGGGUUGCAGAAAACGAGGGCACCAGCGCCUGAGAACGGCGAGUUAGUGUGAAUAGUUUCAAGGAGAGAUGUUAAACUCGACACUGGACUCCAGUUUAACAAGUCACAUCAUCAAGAACAUGAUGUUAAUCUAAAUGGCUUGUCCACUAACACGUUAACUUAAAACAACGUCUCAAUCUAGACUGGAGCCUUAUUUGUACAAUACAUGGACCUAAUGUGAAACAGUGGACCUCUGUGUUUUAGUCCAACUAUUUUUGUACUGUGAACAGUGUUGAGUGUUUGUGAUUGUGUGUGGCUGAGAGAGAUGAGUUCUACACUGUAUUGUAAACAUAAAACAGUGGUGGCCCAACACAAUUUAGCACUGAUUGUUGCACUGACUGACUGAGUCAAUUACUCCAAGUCCAGUUAGCACAGAAUUUGAUUUUACUGAUACUUCUGUCAUCUGCAUAGCGAGUAUAAAUUUUUUUAAAAAGGGCAAACAGUGCAAACAGCUAGUUCAUUACUUCUAACUUUCAUAGUUCUACUUGAUAAUACACCUACUACUUUACUUGGGCAUGUGGCUCAAACUUUACAUUUUCCCUGCCAUCUUGUAAAUAUGACAAGCUUCAUGUGAACCUACCUCACCUGUACGAUUCCUAUCAAGCAUCUUUUUGUCUUCACAUAACUGCUGACUCACAUUGCAGUACAAGUGUUGUCCAUCCUGUCCAGUAACUAAUCUUGCCUUCUGCCUCUCCUGCCUCUUGUUGGACCUCCAGCAAGCAUCUUAUCUUAUACACUGUAGAUUGUCACGCUGCAAGAUAUUUGGAAGCACAACACACUGUAAUUAAAAAAAUAGGACAUCUACAGUAAUUAAUCUCACACUUAUGUCAGGCAAUGGAUCAUCAUAUUGUAAAAACCGGAAUUGUGUUUGUGUUUUAAUUUAUUUGCGGUUUGGAACUGCGAUAACUACUUUUACAUACAGUCUAAUAAAUUUUUUAUGGACUUUAAUAAGCCUUGUACUGUUCCCUCAUGUCUUAC